Molecule: messenger RNA, 1818 nt
Organism: Volvox carteri f. nagariensis
Lineage: Eukaryota; Viridiplantae; Chlorophyta; Chlorophyceae; Chlamydomonadales; Volvocaceae
Exons: 6
Coding region: 1-1818 (605 amino acids)
Source: RefSeq, a predicted model, not a curated record
AUGACGCCCAGCGUUGUCUCCCCAAUUCAUGACAUCCUGCAGCACCUGGCGACCAAGCACCAGCAGUACUUGUGCAUUCAACAUUCUCAGGCGGCGACACCGACGAGGAUGGCGGAGGCGGCGGCAGCACUACCGUGCGGCUGUAGCUCACAAGGUAUGCCGGACCAGCCAGCAGACUGUUGCGAAUGCUGUUGCGGUCCCACCGCACCGCCGCCAGCGCAGCACCGCCAGCGUGCGCCUGGUCUCAGCGCCAUCUUGGCGCUGACGCAGCUGCAGUCUUUGGGGCUGUACGGCGUUCAUGUUGGCGCGCCUGCAUUGGACGGUCACAUGGCCACGGGGGGCAGCGGGGGAAAGGCAAAGGCGGCGACGCCGGCGACGUGCGCAGCUCGCGGCACUGCGGAAGCAGAGGCCGGUGGGGAAUUGGCAAAGCUGGCCCAGGCGCGGGGACAGUUUGGCAGCAGCAAUUCCCUCCGCAAUCAAGCGACGGAGCCUGGACGUGGGACGUUGGCAGCCGCGCGCGGUAUCAGCGGCGUCGAGGACGGCAAUCCCGGUGGCGGCUGCCACGGUAAUCCCGGCGGUGACAUUCGGGACGGGGGCGACGACCACGCCUAUGGCAAUGACGAUGGCAACACCAUUCGCAGAAGCAGCAGCGGCAGCAAUGGCGAGGGCGUUUUUGUAGGCGCCCGGCUCCGCAACAGCUUCGGGGCCGGUGGCCACAGCGUUGGCGUCGCUGAAGACGCGGAAGCGGCUGUGUCCCAUUUGCGGCUGCGUUUGUGCUGUGGCGACAUGGGCAGCGCCUUUUUCCCCACCCCCGUGCUGCUGCAGGCCGCACGCAACGCGCUGCCCCGCCUGCGGCGCUUCGGUUUCCGGGUGUUGUCCAGCUGGCAACCCGUCCCACACACGCUGUGCAAUUGGGUCGCGGCAGACCCACGGGUCCCUGGAAGAUUAUCCUGCAUCCGCGGCGCUCCGAUGCAGCCCGACCAAAGCAUCUUCAUUUGGCAGGAUUUCGAUUGGCACCUUUGGGAGUGCUGCGGUGGUGGUGGGCAUGCGGCACCGCCGUGUGUGCCGGCACAGUCCCAGUCUGGGGCGCCAACGGUGCUGUUGAUGGUGGACCCCUCAGAGCUUGGCGAGCUAUUACAGCCCUGCACACUAGGCGCGGUUUCGGAGCUCCGGCGCCUGGCCCUGUUAGACAUCUUGAGACCGCCGGGAUGCUGCGAGCCACCCCAGCGGGUCUCAGGCCCUCCAUAUGACCCCUCCGACUCCCUGACUCAGUUGCUUCACCGCCCCCAGUCUGAAGUCACUCGAGAGCGGCUGGUGCACAGCCCCCAGUGGCUAGACGUCAUCCUGCCGCAGCUGCCCAGCGCGCCGCGUCCAUCGUCGCCACGUGUGCCGUGUCGCGGGGAGCAGGGCUUGAUCCAGGAGACGACCGCCCCGGACUUUGUAGAUGUGGGUGCUGCGGAAGCCCCCGUUCAGGAGGGGACCCAGCGGAUGGGGGACUCGGCGACACAGGCUGGGGCCAACAAGCACGCCGGGGUGCUGUCAGGCAGUGAGGUUACAGCCCGCCACGGCGACCACAACGGCGACGGAGGAACCGGAAGGUUGCCUGUGUGCAGCAGCGCGGGCAGGACGGCAGCUCCAUUAGCGAUGGCGAUGGCGGUCCCAUGGUUCGGUGGUGUAAGGGAACGGAAAGCGCUAGAGCUGCGGAAUCUCGUACACAACAUGUCAUUGCCGGUGUCUGCCCAGGAGAAGGAUCAACCGCAGCUCAAGCAGCUUAUACCUCAUCGCAACCAGCACCACCAGCACCACCAGCACCACUAG